Molecule: messenger RNA, 360 nt
Organism: Salvelinus namaycush (lake trout)
Lineage: Eukaryota; Metazoa; Chordata; Actinopteri; Salmoniformes; Salmonidae
Gene: pth4
Product: parathyroid hormone 4
Exons: 2
Coding region: 1-360 (119 amino acids)
Biological process (GO): adenylate cyclase-activating G protein-coupled receptor signaling pathway; bone mineralization; osteoblast development
Cellular component (GO): extracellular region
Molecular function (GO): hormone activity; peptide hormone receptor binding
Source: RefSeq, a predicted model, not a curated record
AUGGUUCUUGUCGUCUUCACAGUUGGUCACUGUCAGGAGAAUGAAAGCAGGCGAGCGGUAACGGAGCACCAGCUGAUGCAUGACCGUGGCAGGACCAUCCAGAGCCUGAAGAGACUCAUCUGGUUGUCCAGUGCCAUGGAGGGGCUCCACACCGCCCAGACCCGCUCCUCCUCCCUGCUGCCCCCCACCGCACUCAACCCCAUCCCGGGCUACACCUCGGACCUCUCCCCUGCCCUCAAACCACACUCUGCUGGCUCACAAUCUGGGGAGGCCAGCAACAACCACAAGGGGUCACUGGAGAGACUUAUGAAAAACUUCUUCAGCCCCAACCUCAUUGACCUCUCUGAGGGGGAACCAUAG